UGCGCGGCUGGAAUUGCUUGUGGUCAAAGAGGAUGGAGGCAGGCGCGGUGCGGGUUGGAAAGAAGAUAACGCACCCCCACUCUUGCUUCUGCAUUCACUGAUCUGAUCCUGGCAAUCUAUUCGCUCAAAAGAAGGCGAAAAUGGCGGAUAAUGACAGUUCAACACCUGUGAAGCCCUUUGUCGGUGAGAUCAAAAGCGGGCUGAAGCCAUCGAUGAAGAUGACCAUAAUGGGGAUAGUUCAUUCAAAGCCCAACAGCUUUGUAAUAAGUCUCAUCAGCAACCCCUUGGAAACAGAGACAGACGUUGGCCUCGAAGUGACAGUCAGCUUUCGGGAUCGCACAGUUGUACGAAAUGCCAAAGUUUCAGGCAAAUGGGGAAAAGAAGAGAAAAAUAUACCUUAUUUCCCUUUCGCACCUAUGCAGCACUUCAAGAUGGAAAUCCUGUGUGAGCACCAGCAGUUCCGGGUUCAAGUCGAUGGACAACAACUAUUUGAUUUCACAUACCGCUUCCAGCAAAUACAAAAACUAACUGCAUUAAAAAUUAUAGGUGACCUUCGACUGACGAAAGUAGUUUAAUUUUUGUAAUGUGCUCUUUGAAAACAAAGAUAUAAUUUCAGGAGGUGAUUUUUCCCCCGUAAGAAUUAUUUUAAAAAUCUUUCUGCAGUCUAAUUGUUGCUCCAAUCUUCCAAUAAUUUCCCUUCUGAGCAGAGGGAAAAAAUGUACCUUUUGGAAAAGUGUUCAGAAUUUGUGUUGAGUUUUGUGGACUUGGGUUUUGAAAUAUAGGAUUUGACUUUAAAGGCAAGCCAGCAAAUUGGAUUGUUCAGAACCUUCUUUGCUUAAUUAAAUAUUUCUUUAUGUUCCAAAGUCUGUCUGCUUCUCCU
Molecule: messenger RNA, 880 nt
Organism: Mobula hypostoma (lesser devil ray)
Lineage: Eukaryota; Metazoa; Chordata; Chondrichthyes; Myliobatiformes; Myliobatidae
Product: Galectin-related protein A-like
Exons: 4
Coding region: 141-575 (144 amino acids)
Molecular function (GO): carbohydrate binding
Source: RefSeq, a predicted model, not a curated record